AUGUGCUAAAAUACUCCCAUUUGUCGCUGGAAAUCGAACUUAGCUGAACACGAAUGGCUCCACCUCUUCCUCUGAUGUUUCUGCUCAUGAUUCCAUGGGUUUAUAGUGCUGAUGAUUGGGGUGUGAGUUACAGCUCUACAUACAUCUGUGCACUAAAGGGCUCAUCAGUGAUAAUGUCCUGCACUUAUAAAUACCCUCCUGGAUAUAAGAUCAUGAAAGCGUUCUGGACCACAUUGAUCACAAAUUGUGUGGAGCCUUCAGAUCUGUCUGAUGACCCUGAAUACAGUCAGAGGAUUCAGUAUCUGGAAGAUAAACAGCAGAACUGCACCAUCAGACUGAAUGAUGUGACACAGAAGGAUUCACACGAGUUCUAUUUCAGAUUCAUUACUGAUAAACCCGGUGGAAGGUGGAUUGGUGAACCUGGAGUGACUCUUGAUAUCACAGAUCUUCAUGUGGAGUCUCCUGAGAGUGUGACAGAGGGAGAUACAGUCAGUCUGACAUGUAAAAGCACCUGUAAUCUGACUGACAGAGCAACAUUCAUCUGGUUGAAAAACACACAGUCAUUAACUGAGAGAAACAAUAAACUCCUCCUGCAGUCAGUCAGAAGAGAGGAUGCAGGCAGAUAUAUCUGUGCUGUACACGGACACAAACUCACAUCACCUCAUGUUUAUCUCAAUGUUAGAUGAAGAAAAGACACAGACCUGAUGAUAUCAGACAAAAGCAGAAUGAUCUUUUUAACGUGACGAGGACGGUCCGAAUCCCUGAUGUCGUCCCUAAAUCGGCUGAUUGUGAUGAUGCUCAGUAUGCAACUGUUACACCCAAGUGGAGAGAUCAGACUGCAGGAAAAGCUCCUGAAUCCAGAGAUACUGAGGAGAUCCAGUAUGCAACUGUCCAACAUUACAAAAAAGAGAUGAAGAGACCAGAAGAGAUUGAAACCCAGUAUGGCAAUAUUAGGGUUCACCAGCCUGGUGCUGCUAUUGGAUCUGUUGUUCAAAUUGUGGAAGAUCAAGCAGUGAUUUACAGCACAGUCAAAUGAUCAAUGGAUCACUUUCGGAUCUUCAAACUUGGAUAGAAAAAUCCACAAACUUAUGGUUAAAUCCAGACACAGCAAGACUAAAUUCUUUUUCCCAAUUAAUAUUAAAUGUUGCAGUGUAGUGCCAUUUGCGUCUGAACCUUUUUUCCCCUUAUUCUUAAGUACCAAUGAAGUUCCUAUGACAC
This is a messenger RNA of Myxocyprinus asiaticus (Chinese sucker), 1218 nucleotides long. RefSeq lists its product as uncharacterized. The transcript has 7 exons. The record is from RefSeq and is a predicted model, not a curated record. The coding region runs from base 54 to 686 and encodes 210 amino acids. NCBI's taxonomy places the organism in Eukaryota, Metazoa, Chordata, Actinopteri, Cypriniformes, Catostomidae.